Histoplasma capsulatum G186AR is the source of this 546-nucleotide messenger RNA. RefSeq lists its product as uncharacterized. Lineage: Eukaryota; Fungi; Ascomycota; Eurotiomycetes; Onygenales; Ajellomycetaceae. The record is from RefSeq and is a predicted model, not a curated record. The transcript has 3 exons. The coding region runs from base 1 to 546 and encodes 181 amino acids.
AUGAGUUCCACUGGGACAAUAGAGCUCGAUCACCAACAGCGCCAUGAACCAUCCAAUCCAAUCCAAUCCCUCCAACAGUUUGCUCUGCCAGCACCACCACCACUAUCAGUAAGGAUGGCACUGUUGCGAGAGCAAGAAGCAUCAAAAUGCAUGAUAGGCGACAACCAUUACCUACACCAGUGGCGACUGGAUGGCAAGAAGCAGCUCUCACCUUUGUCAACAUCUUGCUGGGCACAGAUCGAACGCUGUAGCUCAAUUUUUACCAAUUCCGGCUCAAAAAUCAAUCCCCCAAAAAGCAAACAUUUCCCCUUGUCUUGUGAACCUUUUGCGAGACCGUUACCAACACCAUCGAAUCGCUCUGGUAUUGCUUUGAGUCGACGUUAUCACAACAGCACAGCGGUCCUUGGAGAAAUGUUUCACACCCUUUUUCACAGCCGUUUUUCAUACUUUAUUUGGAUGGUUUACCUGGUAUUGCCAGUCAGGUCAAUUGCAGCUUCAAUUUGGCAGAUUUCGCUGGUCCCGCAGGUAAAAUCCGCAUUCGUGUAG